AUGGGGAGCGGGCGCGCGUCGGCCGUGCUGCGGGCCGCCAGGUGGCUCCUGCCGCUGGUCGUCCCGGCGUGCUGCGUCGUGUGGACGAUCCUCUUCUUCGCGCCUCCGACGCCGCCCGCGCUCGACGUGGGUCGCCGCGAGAGUUUCCACGUCAGCGUCGGGGAGAUCGUCGGCGCGACGGCGCGACGCGCCGCCGUCACGAUGCCGGUGCCCGAGCGCGAAGGUAUCGUACACGCGUCGCCGCGGCUUCCGGAGCGUCAAGAGAUCAUUGACACGUUGCCGCCACCGCCUCCGGAACGCCGAGCAAGAGCAGAAACUUCGCCACCGCCACCGCCACUGCCGCCGCCGGAGCAUGAGCUGAUCGUUGACGCGUCGCCUCCGCCGCCGCCAAAGCUUGAAGAAAUAACUGGCACGUCACCGCCGCCGCCUCAGCUGGCACGUCAAGGGCGUCAGGGACGAGCGGCGAAUCGGGCGGCCGCGGCCGACCGGUGCGCCGGUCGGUACAUCUAUGUUCAGGAGCUGCCGAGCCGGUUCAACGCCGACCUGCUCCGCAACUGCCGGUCCCUGUCGGAGUGGACGGACAUGUGCAGGCACGUCGCAAACGCCGGCAUGGGCCCGCGGCUGACGCGCACCGGCGCCGUGCUCCCGGCCACCGGCUGGUACGACACCAACCAGUUCACCCUCGAGGUCAUCUUCCACGGCCGGAUGCGGCAGUACGGCUGCCUGACCGCCGACGCCUCCCGCGCCGACGCCGUGUACGUGCCCUACUACGCGGGGCUCGACGUCGGCCGCCACCUGUGGGGCUCCAGCAACGGCGCGCGCGACGCGCUCGCCGAGGACCUCGCGGGCUGGCUCCGCUCCACGCCGGCGUGGGCGGCGCGCGGCGGGCGGGACCACUUCCUCGUCGGCGGCCGCAUCGCGUGGGACUUCCGGCGCCAGGACGGCGGCAACUGGGGCAGCCGCCUGCUGCUCCUCCCGGAGGCGGCCAACAUGACGGCGCUCGUGCUCGAGUCCGGCCCGUGGCACGCCGGCGACGUCGCCGUGCCGUACCCGACCUGCUUCCACCCGUCGCGCACCGCCGAGGUGGCCUCCUGUCAGCGGGCCCUCCGGCGCGCGCGGCGCCCGUGGCUGUUCGCGUUCGCCGGUGCGCGGCGGCCCGGCGGCGCGGGCGGCGGCGGCACCCUGCGCGACGCCGUGAUCGGCCAGUGCGCGCGGUCGCGGCGGUGCGGGCUGCUGCAGUGUGGCCGCGGUCGGCGACACGACUGCUACGCCCCCGGCAACGUCGUGCGCCACUUCAAGAGCGCGGCGUUCUGCCUGCAGCCGCCGGGGGACUCGUACACGCGGCGGUCGGCGUUCGACGCCAUGCUCGCCGGCUGCGUGCCGGUGUUCUUCCACCCGGGCUCGGCGUACACGCAGUACCGGUGGCACCUGCCGGCCGACCACGCCAGGUACUCGGUGUUCGUGCCGGGGGACGGCGUGCGCAACGGCACGGUUCGGGUGGAGGACGUGCUCCGGCGGUUCAGCCGGGCGGAGGUGGCGGCCAUGAGGGAGCAGGUGAUCAGGAUGAUCCCCAGCAUCGUGUACAGGGACCCGAGGGUCCCCGGCGACGGGUUCAGGGACGCCUUUGACAUCGCUGUCGAUGGCAUGAUCGAGAGGGUUAGCAGGAUCAAGCGGGGACUUCCUCCCUGGGAGGAGGACCGUGAUCAGCGCCGGUGGGAUGGCUACUUCGACAGCUGGUGAUCAUGUGCUGCUCUCUCAAAUGCUCAUGCACACCGUUCUUGAUUUCAUUUGAAUACCUUGGCUA
Molecule: messenger RNA, 1804 nt
Organism: Setaria italica (foxtail millet)
Lineage: Eukaryota; Viridiplantae; Streptophyta; Magnoliopsida; Poales; Poaceae
Product: xyloglucan galactosyltransferase KATAMARI1 homolog
Exons: 1
Coding region: 1-1740 (579 amino acids)
Molecular function (GO): glycosyltransferase activity
Source: RefSeq, a predicted model, not a curated record